AUGAGUCCUAGCCUAACGAGGUUCACUUACGAGCUAGUAUACAAUUUACUGCCUGUGCAGUCGAGUAAUUCCAGCUAUUAUGAGGUUGAGAGCGAUCCCUUUUUUGAGAACUGUCGCCUCCUUCUCUUCAACACGUCGACUUCAUGUGGCAUUGACUCUAUAGUUGAAGAUACUUUGAGGCUAAUUGAGAUAAUAACUAAGCAACAAAAAGUGGAGCUACUUUCAGAGAAUGCACUAAACUCUAUGGCUGUUAUUCUGAGGCUGUUCAGUGAUAUUGCGGAGACGUGCUGGAAAAACGAAGAGAAGCGCAGGGGCGUGAGGCUGCAGGAAGAUGUGGACGAGCAAGAAACCAUAGCUAAGAACACCCUGGGGUUUUCCACACAGAAACUAUGCUUCCACACGGUGCGACCAAAGCCCAUAGAUGCUUCGCUUGCAGUGAAGCUGAUAAAAAUCGCUAACAGAUUAAAGUUUAACUCCAAUAUAAGAGAGGCAUUAAGAAACAUAUCCGUGUCACUUUACGGAAGCCAUGCAUCUUCUAAUCCGAUUGGUGUAAGCGAAGGACAACGGGCUCUGUGUGAUCGAUAUCCUAAGCUUGUGGAGAUUAUUGACCUCAAUUUCGAUUACAUAUUACGCUUCGUUUCAGCAUCUAAUCCAAACGAGUACUUCGAGUUUUUGAAUGCCUCGGUAAUUGCGCCACUUGUCGUAACACAUACCAGUCCGGAAGGUGACGUAGUGCAUCAUUUAGACUUGUUUUCGUGCUUUUUCAUAACUACCAGGAGCUUGAGCCGGUACCUGCAAGUGGUUUCAAAAGUGCUCGAAAACUUAAAAAAGAAUGCAUAUCAAGAGCUGAUGCUCAUGUUCUCGUCGCAAGCAUUGAUGGUUUGGGUACUCUCACGGCCUGCCGAAUAUGUCACUCUAAUGAGUCAGGCGAAGUCAUCUCCCAAAAAUGAGGAUGUUGUUGGGAUCUGUAAACAAGCUUCAUCGCUUUUUGACGAUAUUUACUCUUCUUUUAACGCGUCAGCCCUUCUCACGAUGACAACAACUUCCAAUUCAGCGAUAAGUGAACACAAGAAUGUUUCAUCAAGUAGUAGUACCACGGUUUCCACGUCGUCAUCUGCGAUCACCACAGGUUCUAAUAUUGAGACUGUCGAAGCGAAGGAGCCCCUCACCUCCUCAGUUGGAAAAGAGGAAGGCUAUUUUUUCUUAGGUUCAAAGUUUUUCAGUUCAUCGACCAUUACAGGUAUAUCUUUUGAGGCCGAGGAUCUCGCUCACCUCUCAGUCUUGAGAUUUUUAUCAGUUAUUCUCCUCUUGCAGCCGGAAACCUUCGAAGAGGUCAAUGAUAUGAGCUUCAAAUAUAUAACGGACGAACAACUAGAGGAGGGUUCCGGCGAAAAGUCCUCUGAUGAUGAUAAGCUCAUGAGAUCACAGUCAAUAUCUUCUUCCAAAAUUAGGGCGCCAGCACACCAUAGAACACUACAAAGCCUUAAAAAGUUGUCAUCAUUUUCUUCAGGAAACAAGAAAACCAAAUUUUUGAGCACACUUUUGAGGAACAUCAACGGGUCUCAAAUUGUAUCAGAUGUUUCCUUACUCAACACACUCAGAACAUCUGUGAUUAUCCUCAGACUUGCUUCAUCGAUUAAUUUAACCGAAAAUAAUUCACCAGUAGUCCUUUUCGCAAAGCGCUUAUUGUUUGUCGUUAGCGACUCCCUUCAACUUUGCGAGGAAUCAAAAGCCAAAAAGAACCCUGUGAUUGCAAGAUGCCUUUACAGAAAUCCCACAUCACACUUAAGACUUCAGGUCGCAAUAUUCCCUCCUGCUCUGAUCAUGGAGCCACAGCGCUUUGUUACAAGAUUAUCUCAGUUCACUCAAGUGAAGCAUAACGAUUACAAGUACCUUCGAAUUCUCUCUGAAGGUUUCAAGCUUUUUUUCGGAAUCCCCAACGUACCUGUGAAUGUUCUCUGUGUCGUUUUACAAACAACAGAUUUUUUAAAGCCAACCCUUCAUAAUAUGUCUGAUGUCAUCUUGAAGGCCUCUCCCUACUUUUCUGCUAAUGUUUCAGAAAUUGUGGACGAUAUAUUAAGUGGUAAAAUAUGUGAUGACUCUGAUGUGUCUAAAGUUGGAAGACCCCUCUCCCCUUCCUUGUCACCGAUUGCCAUUAAUUCGCUUGUGGCAAGGAAUAGUCCCGCCAAGAGUAGUAUACCACAGUCACCUUCGUCGUCUUCCGUGUCCUCGAAUGCUAGUUCUCACGGAGAAAGAGCGAGUACUUCUACUAAUCGCACCGAUAUCGUUGCUCCACGUGCCCGACGGCCAUCUUCCUCUUCUGUUGUAAUUUCGUCUAAAACCACUUCAAAACCUUCUUCACCUUCGGAAACGGAAAAGCACCAACCGAGUGUUCGGUAUCAACUUGAAAAUUUACACAGGAGCGUUCGAUCACCAUUGCGUUUGGGACGGUCGAGGCAACCAUCAGACGAAUCCCUCCCACCGUUCCAGCCACACCCGCUGGCUGAAACGAGUACUUUGAGUACUAUAUCAAGUUGCUUGCCCAAUAAUAUUGAGAAAACCGACCUUGAGGAUGCGAGGGCGGUAUUAAUUAACAUUAUUUCCGUCUACAAAAGAAUGAUCAACUACUUUUUUGUUUCGUACGACGCAAAUGGACGAGUCAAAUUUAGCGGCAACUAUAAACAUAUAAUCAAGCCUCUGUUUGUUGGGUUGAUCGAUGAUCAUCCAAUUGUGCAAGAGGCAACAAGGUCUUUCAGCAAUAUAAUGGCAUCGUACUCUAUUGCGUUAGAGUCGGGUGAUUUAACCAAAGAUAUACAACAAGGAAUUUAUCGGGGAGCCGCAUAUUUAGUAACGCUUGUAUCCAUGACAUUGUUCAACCUCACUCUUGAUGACAAGAAAAGAGAAGAGCUACUGGAGGUUGUGGCAAGGUACCUCGAGGUUAGGUCAGAGCUUCUAACACUGUUUGAGGAAAGUGGUUCCUUGGACUCGAUUCGGGAAAUUGAGAAGUCCACUCAUGUAUUGUUACAGGGUGCAACUGGAAGAGCUUUAUUUUCAUCCUUAUAUUCCCAUGAACCUCGAAUUCAUAAGCUACUUCGCCUAUGCUUCAAAAACUAUCUCAGAGAGCUCGAGAACCACGAUAAAAUAAUUGGCAAGCUAGACGAGCCGGGAAGUUCCAACAAAGAGUUCCUCAAGGCUAUGUGCCGUGAUAACUACGUUUCUACGGGUGCUGUGGCUUUCCAGCGUCGCUUAAGGACAGACAUCUUAAAAUACAUGGAACAUCCCGAUAGAAUUCUCUUCGACACUCUAGAUUUAGUUUACAAUCGGUGGAUAACUUUGAGCCGCAAGACCACCCUCUCUUCUUCAGAAGCCAGUCAUUUUAGAAAUUUUGCGGGGAUCAUUGCUUCAUGCUGCGGCGUAUUCUUAACAACCAGAUCAGACGUACUUCAGGAAUUUUCUUAUUUCAAUGAACUACGAGGCCGCGUAAUGGAUUACAUCGAUUACUUCAUCAUGAAGCAAUGUUGCUGGUUAAAUAAUGCGAAUUUACUUACUCGUGAAAAUUCCAAAGAUAUUCUGAGUAUUGAAUUACAUCCACUUGGCUUUAAGCUGUUGUUCAAAAACCUAAAGAAGAGGACAGACGAACUGGAGCAAUUGGAUUUGACGGAUCCAAAGAACGAUACCGCAUUUCUCCUUUUAGAGCAAAUAAUUCUCAUUUUGAGGACACUCCUUGAAAGAGAUGAUGCAAAAGAAGAAUUGAUACUAGUAUCGCUGGAAUUACUUGAUUUAAUUGAACAGCUUUUUAAAAUAGUGGAAAACAUAUCACAUAAAUCUACAAAAUACUACAAGGCAGUGAUACACAUGUCGAAAAUGGUCAGAUCUUUCGAACAUGCGGAAAAGAGUAUUUGUGUGUCGGGAUACUUGUUAAUAAAAAAUAGAUGGUUGCGUUUGGUGAUUUCGUGGUUCAAGGCAACUAUUUUCAAAGAGUACGAUUUUGAGAAUUUAGGCCGGUCUCAUCGUGAAAUGAAUCUGAAGAGGCGUGAUAUCGAUUACCUUUACAUUGACACAUCUAUCGAGUCAUCUAAAGCAUUAGCAUACAUUACAAAAGACUUGAUGUUAGAAGUUCCUCAAUCGAUUUCCGAAAGUGAACUCAAAAGGUCUAAAGCUGUGAUAUUUGGAAAUUACUUCAGUAUUCUUUUGAAAGGUUUGGAAAAGAGUUCUUCACUUGAGAACUUUCCACCAACAUUACGUCAUAAGGUUGGAGUUUUAAAUGAAAACAUCAUAACUUCCCUUACCAAUGUUCUCAACGCCAAUGUGGACGUUGGUCUACGUUAUGCUUUGCCUAUUGGAUAUUCGAAAAAUCGUAACAUCAAAGUAGCCUUCUUGAAGGUUUUCGUUAACAUCAUUUCAAACUAUGAUAUUCAUAAGACGAAAUCACUAGAGAUGAAGAAUGACAUCAUAGAGAAGUACGUGAACGAAAUUCUGAAACAUCCUCAGUUAGUGCCCUUGACAGCACAUGUUUGCCCAGCGAAUGACAUUGAUGCACUUGCAGGCAGUCUCCUAACAGUUUUUGAUGUCAAAAACUGCUCUCACAUCAUAGUUGUUGAACUUAUAAAAGACGAAAUACAGAAAGCUUCUAGAUACUCGGAUGUUUUAAGAAGAAAUAGUUGCGCAACAAGAGCUUUAUCCAUGAUAUCAAGGCUAAAGGGGACAAAUAAUUUGGUCAAGAUUUUAAAACCAGUUCUUGAUGAAAUAAUCGAAAAUAAUGAUUGCUUUGAGGUAGAAAAGCUCCCUGCAGACCACCCAGAUGCCGCUAAAAAUUUACAACUCUUUACCAAAUACUUAAACCUAUUGAUUGAUUCUAUUGUUGGUGCAGUUGGUGAUCUUGCGCCUGAAUUCUAUAUCCUUUGCCAAACAAUUUAUACUUGUGUGGAGGAAAAAUUUCCCGAUUAUGGAAAGACAGCAGUGGGUUCCUUUAUAUUUUUGAGAUAUUUUUGCCCCGCUAUCGUGAGUCCAGAUGCUGAAAAUAUUGUGGACCCGCUUAAUUCGAGACAAAAGCGGACUUUUGUGAUUCUCGCAAAAAUGGUUCAGAACAUUGCAAAUGGUUCAAUAGGCUCCAUCAAAUGGCCUUUAUUGCAAGAUAAGCAAUCAUUUUUGAGCGAGUGCAACAAAAAGAUCUCCGAUUAUUUGCUUGCUUUAGCUCAAAUAGAUCGACCAGUAAAGAUAAAGCUCUGUAUGGAGAAGAAGGUGACCAUCAAUGAGUUCAAUUUCAUGCACAAAUUCAUUUAUCAACACGGCUUGGAGAUGAGAGGUCUUCUGAUCGUUGGCGUAGAGACGACAAGUGAGUACCUAAUAAUGAAGAAUGUCGCAAAAGUUACAGAUCAGCUUUUGCAUAUUCUUGGUCAACCCCGUAUGGAAUUUCGAAACGAGAUUCCGCCCUAUAUUAGGGAGAAGAUGGAUGAAUAUCCCGAGCUUUAUGAUUUUAUGAGCCGCUAUUCUCUCAGAACGUUGGACUUUAACGACGAUAUUCCUUAUAUCCGCGAAGCGGUCUCACCGGAGGGGUUUCCAGUAAUUGUUUUCACUUACAAAAUGUUGGAGAAACAAGAAUGUGAUCCCGAAGCAUUAACAUACAGAACAGUCCAAGUAUACUCAAAGAUAUGGGCCACAAAGCACUAUUUUGUCGUCGAUUGUACAGGAUUCAAUGCUCCAGGAUUUCAAGUAAAGAAGCUGUUCACAUUUUUCAUGAAUUUGAUCCCCAGCGAAGCCGCUCAAAAUUGCGUUGGAAUGUACUAUUUCAAUAUGUCAGAAAAAUAUUGCGAGUGGUGGCUACCCCUUUUCAAAGGAUACAAUCCUUAUUUGUCGCCAUUUAAGACACCACACCAUUUUUUCAACAGCGAUGCUAGCCCAGACGUAGUAAAAAAUCUGAAGCUCUCGAAUUACUCCAACGAAGUUUACUCAGAUGUAAGAGUUACACUGCACGACGUUUCAUUGUAUGAUCCAAAGAAAGGAAGAUUCACACCUGUCACUUUGAAGAUUGGUAAUAAGUACAUACAGAUGAUCAGCGAUACUCCCAUAAGAUUCAAGGUUCAGGGCGUUGAUGAUGUUAUCGAAAUAAAGUUCAAUAAUGUUUAUGAGAUUGCGAAUUUGGACUCUACUGUUGUAUCAUCUGAAACAGGCGUUCCAUCAGAAUUCACUAUAAAUUUCAUUGACAAUACUAAAAUGAUCUUUUGCAGUUCCAAGUACUUGGAAAUCAUCAAAAUUUUUUACUACGCCCAAGCAAGAAUUGAGGAGGAGUAUGAUAAUGACAAUUUUAAUGAUACUGAGCGUAUUCAAAAUGCCCUCAGUGACGAACACGAAGUGAAAGAAAUAUUUGGCGAUAUUUUGCUCGUAAUAUUCGCAGGCUUUUGUAGCGACGACGAUGAUGUCAAGAACAUUUCUUACAAUUUACUUGCUGCCACACAAGAGUCAUUCAAUCUUGAUUUUGGCUGUAAGCUUCGCGUCUCGCCUGAAGUCCAUGUUCCCCACGAUACCUCAGCUUUUUGUUAUUCAUUACUGAAAGGAUUGGCAAGAACAGCGCCUGAAUUGUCGUUCAUUGUUUGGAAAUCGAUAUUAACAGGUUUGUCGGGUGUUCUAGAUGAUCCAUACAUCCCACACGUUAUUUCAACUCUCACACCUUGGGUUCCAAACUUGUACAAAUAUGUUUAUCUUGCGAACGAUGAGCAGGGCCCAGAAAAUGUUUCUUACAUCAUUCGCACCCUCAUCAAACUAAGCAUUGCAGAUGAAAGGUUGACUAUGAUUUACAAUCAAUGUAUAUGGUCAGCUCUAAUUUUAGAGGCCGACUUAGUCGAUGUUAUUGUUGAUGAGAUUGUCAAUCACUCGUUGGAUCGGGAAUCGGAAGGCGUUGAUUGGAAAAAUGUAAUAUCUCUGCUCACUAGAGUGGCAACAGUCGAAGUUUGCAGCAAGGUUAUUAAUAGAAUUAUGAGGAUAACAAAGUCGUUUCUUCCAUCGCUUAAGCUAGAAGCUUCUACGAACAGUUGGUCUGAACUUAUUAUAUUAUUCACAAUUGCAGUUUCACUAUUUUUCGACUCUUUACUUCUGGCAGAGAUGUAUCUUCCUGAAGUUCUUUACAUUGUAUCUUUACUGAUUGAUGUUGGCCCUUCAGAGUUGAGAUUGGAACUUCACAAGCUCUUAAUGAACGUAUGCCAAUCAUUAUCGACUAAUGAAUCCAUAUCUGCAUCGAACAGAGCUAAGAUCGAUGAAGUAAGCACAACAUUUUCUCGCCAUAAAUUGAAGUUCAUGUUUGGAUUUAGCCAAGAUAAGGGCCGUAUUCUUCAAAACUUUAAUGCGUCAUCUUUUUUGACCAAGUUUACCACUCUAGAGAGUUUCAUUGGCAAUAUUAUAAUAUUAAUGGAAAAUGCGUCCGAAAGUGAACGAAUUCAGUGGAAAGCGAAGUUCAACAAGUAUAUUGUAGACACCGUUUUCAAUGUGGAUUCUUUCUUAUCAGCUCGUGCUGUAAUGAUUAUCGGCAUUAUUGGACAAAGAGGUAUCUCUGAAUCUCUUUGUAAGAGCUUGCUCCAACAAACUAUCAAGAUAAUUGGUGAACCCUAUACUAAUGAUGAAUUAUUAUUCUUCAUUAUUUCGCACGCUUUCACAUACAGCAAAGUUGUAGAGGGUCUUGAUCCUAAUUCUAAACUGUUAAGGCAUUUGUUUUGGCUCUCUGCAACGUUUGCUCAAUCUCCGAACACGAUAUUUUAUCAUGGUGGGUUACUCUUCAUGGCCAAUGCCUUGAAGCGCAUUCACUUAGGCGAAAGACCGUCUACACAGCCACUACGCACAUGCUUAUUUGAAAGUCGGGAAUUUGCAGAAUCUCCUUUAUCACAGCUAGAAGCCAUGUCAAGUUUAAAGUGGACAGAGAAUAAUUUCGCCCACAUUAUAAUAAAUCUUAUUAGCAAAGGGUUGUUAGUUCCUUAUAUCAAGGCUACAGCGGUAGAUUGCUUAAAGUUGUUUUUCACCAUAUCAUUUCGCGAUCGUGGACAAUUCCCAAACGAGGAUCACUGGAGUUUCUUGCUGUUUCUCUAUUUGAUAAUGAGGCCCGCAAAGUUGAAGCUGCUCUUGGAAGAAGUCCAAAUGACCGAUAAAUUGGUUUAUUUAGAUGAGCAGAACUUUGUCACGGAAGGCUUAUUGAACUGGAUGGAUUCUGACUCUGAUAAUUCGAUUAUUGCCCUAUACCAAGCUUCUGUCUAUUUUGCCUCCGGUGUUUCUGACGAGUUGAGUAAAAUACGAUAUUUGCUGUUGAUUGGCCACCUUGCUAAGGUCAGACCUGUGAAACUGUUCAGGGUUUAUCAAGUAAUUAGGACAGAAUUGAGAAGAAUCUCAGCACUAGAUGUGCAAUCCGAAUUCCCACAGUUAGUCUUUUCUAUUGCACAAACCGUGGUAUUGCAUAAAGGCUACUUUCAGGAAGAAUACUACAUGGCAAAAACUGACAAAUUGAUAGAUGAACGUGGUUUGAGGGGAAUAAAAUCAAUUGAGUUUCCGUCAGCUUCGAGUGAUGUAAUGUCUGGAGUUCGAUCAAAUCCGUAUGCGAUAUAUGAGAGGAAAAAGUUGACUGUAAUGAUAAUGGCCAGAAUGACACAUUCGAUCUGA
Lachancea fermentati is the source of this 8637-nucleotide messenger RNA. Lineage: Eukaryota; Fungi; Ascomycota; Saccharomycetes; Saccharomycetales; Saccharomycetaceae. The record is from the annotation of a GenBank genome assembly.